This is a messenger RNA of Apis mellifera (honey bee), 3364 nucleotides long. Its product is annotated as homeotic protein proboscipedia. The transcript has 3 exons. Gene Ontology annotation, biological process: regulation of DNA-templated transcription. Lineage: Eukaryota; Metazoa; Arthropoda; Insecta; Hymenoptera; Apidae. The record is from RefSeq and is a predicted model, not a curated record. The coding region runs from base 1 to 2511 and encodes 836 amino acids. Gene Ontology annotation, molecular function: DNA binding; DNA-binding transcription factor activity, RNA polymerase II-specific.
AUGACAGUAACUUUCGAUAACACGUAUAUAAAUAUAUAUAUCUCUACACAUACGCACACAAAAGAAUAUUCACGCUCCGGUAGCAAAGUGCAACAAUUCUCGAUUCCGCGGCGAUGCAUUUUCCGUUUGGAAAAAUGGAGUAAGAAAAAGAAAAAAGAAAAAAAAAAACACUCGCGGUUACACGUUGCAGAAAACGGACUGCCAAGGAGAUUACGGACGGCCUACACGAACACGCAGUUGCUCGAGCUAGAAAAAGAAUUCCACUUCAACAAGUACCUGUGCAGACCCCGAAGAAUCGAGAUAGCGGCAUCCCUCGACCUCACCGAAAGGCAGGUGAAAGUGUGGUUUCAAAACCGGAGGAUGAAGCACAAGCGUCAAACGUUGAGCAAGGAGGACGGGGACGAGAAGGACGGCUCGGCGUCCGACGGUAUGGAGAAGUCCAAGGGUGAGAAACUGUUGGCGAUCGACAGCGAGGAGAAGAAGAGUUGCCACAACUGUGAUAUCUCGAGCGUCAACGACCCGGUAGGGAGCAGCACCCUAUCCGGAGACGUGACCGAGCUCACCUCGUCCUCCGUUAACCGUCGAAUCGUCACCACCUCCACCACCAACAACAACAACAACACUCUAACCGCCAUCAACAACAACAACAACAACCCAGCCUUCAACGCCAACAGCAACGGAGCGAGCAGCGUGGGCAGCACGAACAGCGUGUCCAGCACGUUCGAGAAGAUGAUAGCCGACGACGACUCGAGGUCGCAGGACGGCAGCGAGGUCACCUCGCCUACCACGAGCGCUGCCAAGAAACUGGGCAGCGACGGGGGGGUCAGGGUUAAGGUGGAGAGCGGACGCAAGAGCCCCCUCGCUCCUCUCCCCAAGCAGGGUCAACAGCAACAGCAACAACAACACUCAGGAGUCUCUGUCAGCAAGAAGUCGCCCUCCACCACCUCCUCCUCCUCCUCUUCCUCUUCUACCUGCUCUUCCUCCUCCUCCUCCUCUGCUUCCUCCACCUGCUCCUCCUCCAAGGAACAACUGUGCUCCGUCAACAGCAACGGGGUGCUGCUCGCCAUGCCCGACUCCACCGUCAGCACGCCCCUCCUCCCCGGCCAAAACUCGGCCAGGAGCCUAACCCCCUCCUCCACCCCCGGCACCCCGGUCUCCGUCCAACUGCAGCAGGGCAGCCCCCUCGGCGGCAUCCAGGCGGCCACCCACGCCGCCUACAUGCAGCGCCCCAGGAGCUCCCCCUCCUCCUCCUCCUCCUCCGUCGCCGCCGGCCCCCCACCCCCUCCGCCACCCCUCGUCCUUGCCGGGCCCCCGAUCAUGCACGGCUCCACCAACGCGGGCACCAUGUCCCCCCACCACUCAGCAAGGAACAACAUGAGCAACUUUCAGCAACAGCAACAGCAGCAUCAUCAGAACAACGUCUAUCAACCGGCGGCCACGCAGGCCAUCGACUACAGGAACGGCGCGUUGCUGGCUUCCAACCACCGACAACUGCCCCCUCAACAGGCCAACUAUUGUCGAGAAGGAUUGUAUCAACAGUCCAGGCUUCCAUCUUCCUCCUCCUCCUCCUCCUCCUCCUCCUCGUAUCAAGCCAACGAAGUUCACCACCAGUCCUUGUACCCCAGACAGAGCCACCAUCAACAGCCGUCCAGGCUCACCCACCACGUCCGCGCGUCCAAUUCCUCGAGAACAGGCACCGGAUCCAUGUACCAGCACCCAAGCUCGACCCACCAAUUCCACCAACAGCAGAACCAUCAUCAACAACAGCAACAGCAACAGUAUGCGACAGGGGGGGGUAAUAACGGGGAGUACAACGGCGGCUACAACCAGUCGUCCUCCUACCACUCCUCCACCUACCACAGAGGCGUGCAAAGCGGCCAGGGUUAUCCCUCGGGUGGCCAGUCUUAUCCCGAUCAUCCGGACCAGGCUUACAUGACACAUGGCUACGGCUACCAUCAUCCCAAUCCUACUUAUCCCUCCUCCGACGUCCACCAUCACCAACACUACUACAACGACGUGCUCCAUCACCAUCAUCAUCAUCAUCACGGUUCGGCUACGAGUACCGCCAACACAGAGACUUAUCCAAGCGCGGAGUACGCGAGACCAGGCAAGUGUCACCCGGCCUACUAUCACGAGCAGACAGGCCAACUGCAGCAGCAGCACGUGCACCAGGGCGGCGAGGCGUCCAACAUCCCCAACAGCUACGUGUCCUCGCCCGACCCGUUCCCGUCCUCCGCGCCGGGGAUGGCCACCACCGCCACGGCCAUCGCUGCCGCCACAGCAGCCGUGAUAACCCAGCCACCCGACACCGACUCGACCACCUACAACAACAACAACACGGCUAACAAUAACAACAACAACAACUCGUACGGCAACUUUUACACGGAGCAGGCGACGGCCAUGGCACACGCGGCCCCCCCCUCGGCCGACAACAGCAACAGCUCGUCCGACUUCAACUUUCUCACCAACCUGGCCAACGACUUCGCACCCGAGUACUAUCAGCUCAGCUGAGUCCAGUUCUCUUCUGGAGAGGGGCAGGAUGGAGGGGGGGGAGGGCAGUUGGAUUGGAGCGAGGAACAGUGUCUUUUGAACGAGGCGUUGUACUGAUAUGGAACGGAGGGGAUGGAAGGGGUGGCAUCUGUUUUGAGAAUAGGUUGAUGAUCGGUUUGGAAAUUCGCGGAGUGAUCGGCUCGAUGCCAACAAUUGUCGUCUCCGUCCGUCGUUCGAACGGUCGCUUCGCCGAUUAGGGGGGGGGAGACACGAAUUCCAAGAGGGAGGAAAGCAAUAAUUCUUAUUACGCGUGUAUAUAUAUAUAUGGGGAUUAAUUUAAGGGAGGAUGGAUUGAAUAAGCGAACCAAAUAGAGGGAAGGAGACGCGGUAACAGCGUACAAGGAGGAAUGUCGAUUUUCACACUCGAUUCGAGAGAUUAUUUAAACAAUAACACGUACCAGUAUCGUAUCUGGUUUGUACGAAAUAAUUAAAAAAGGAAAAAAAAAUGGCAUUUAGGGAAUACACACGUACAUGAACCCGAGAGGGGAUCUGUUUGUACAUAGCUUGCGAUAAUCGUACGUACACAUAUACACGUUAUGUACUUGCGUAUAGAGACGUUUGAGGAUCACACAUAUACAUACACAUACAUACAUACGUACACAUGCAUACAUACGCGUUUAUUCGACUACUCUGAAUGUAAUGAUUAAUAAGUUACACGCGGAAACGGUGGGAGAGAAGAAGAGGAUAGGAAUUGAUAAGAAAUUUGUUUCAGUUUUUAUCCCUGUUUCGUUCGAGAAACAUUUAACCACGGAUUAAGCGCAAUAAGACCGAUCAUAAAUGGAAAUGGAUGAUAAUAAAAGAUAUCAUUGUAAAA